Chlorocebus sabaeus (green monkey) is the source of this 159-nucleotide messenger RNA. NCBI's taxonomy places the organism in Eukaryota, Metazoa, Chordata, Mammalia, Primates, Cercopithecidae. The record is from RefSeq and is a predicted model, not a curated record.
CCCAGGCUGGAGUGCAGUGGCCGGAUCUCAGCUCACUGCAAGCUCCGCCUCCCGGGUUCACACCAUUCUCCUGCCUCAGCCUCCCGAGUAGCUGGGACUACAGUAGAGACGGGGUUUCACCGUGUUAGCCAGGAUGGUCUUGAUCUCCUGACCUCGUGA